This is a messenger RNA of Cylindrotheca closterium, 2631 nucleotides long. The record is from the annotation of a GenBank genome assembly. Lineage: Eukaryota; Bacillariophyta; Bacillariophyceae; Bacillariales; Bacillariaceae.
AUGAGCUCUAUGGGAUACAGAUCGACUACGGUAAAGGGGCUCAAACAAUUGAAGGCGCCCGUGGAAGAUGGAACAGAGCAAGACUUGGAGGAUUUUUUGACAAGCUUGACUGACGAAGUAAUCGUCAGGUGGGCGGACGGAGGUGAUGUGGGUUACGUUCUAGAAGAAAACGCGGAGCCCAAGAUAAAGGAGCCUGAUCCAUUGACGGCUGCAGAAGAAGGAGACGCCAGAAAAGUCAAAGCGUACGAUCGGUUGAUGGACAAAUAUGAAGAUUGGAAGGACGCUUUUUGGGCUAACACUGUCGCUAUGUUUCAGCUAAUCAUGAGCAACGUAACUACGACAAUGCGAAACAAGAUCAAGUCAACUGAUGGCCAUCUGGCCGGCAGCAAGAAUAAAGAUCUGGUUUGGCUCAUGAGCACCAUUGACGACAUCGUCUCUGGAUAUGAAGAAGGAAUUGCGCCCGCAGAGCUCGCGCUUGAUGACGCGCUCGAGCAGAUCUUCAAGAUGCGUCAGAAGGGAAGCGAAUCAAAUGAAGCUUUCGUGAAGACUAUGCUACGAGCCAUCAAGGCUUGCGAACGCCGUGGAGGCCCAUUUCUGUGGACUCCGGCAAAGGAAAAGGAGCUCAAGACAGCUGUGGAAGCUGCCAAGAGCAAAUUCACCGCAGCAUUGGCCACAGGGACCGCUGCUAUGACCAAGGAACAAGAAGAUGACGUCCGACGCGUCAAGAAAAAGAUGAUCAAGGAUCGUAGCAUCGCCAUGUCAAUCCUUAAGCGGACUGACAAAGAGCGUUUUGGUGAUCUGAUGAAGGAGCUCUCUAACGACUAUCUGAAGAAGCCCAACGGAACCCCACAGGAUGGAUUUCCUAAAGACGUCCCUGGAGUUUUGAAACUUCUGGAAAAUUGGAAGCCGAACAAUGUCGCCCAACACGGUUGCGGCAAUAACAAUUAUAGUGCAAGACAGCCCUCAGCAAGAACAGGAGCGAAUAGGAACCCUUUGGCUUCUUUCGCCCAGACAGCUGGUGAAAUGGGACAAGUUUUUGCUUUCGGGGAACCAACGACUCGUUCUACGCCACCAUCACCUGUCGCCUGUGCAAGAACAAGGGGCACUACCAGAGCCAUUGUCCCGCUGCCAAGGAUGGAACGGGAGCAAAGUUGGAAGCUACUAUCAGUGAAUGAGUCCACCGAUCAUAUUUUCAGCAACCUGAGUUAUUUGACUGGAGAAAAGGCCACCACUGAUGGGGAAAUAUUGAGACUACACACUUCCGGUGGAACUCUCGAUACUACUCAGAAGGGUCAUUUUGGGGGAUUCACCGUGUGGUAUAACCCGAGAUGCUUGGUUAACAUACUGUCUCUGGCGCUCGUUGCGGAACAAUUUCGUGUGACUCUGGACACUGAGACUGAAAAUGCUUUUAGCGUACACAUUUUGGAGGGGCAUGUAAUGAAAUUCGAAUGCAUUGCUCCUGGUCUGUACGUCUAUGAUGCUACUUCAGUAGAUAUGUCUAAGCUUAAUGUAGCUUUCAACUUUUUACAAACUGUAGCAGACAACAAAGCAACUUUCGCUAAGAGGGAUAUUCGUAAGGCCGAUGAGGCGGUGCUGCUCAACCAAAGGACCAACCAUAUGGCGGAAGACAAAUUUGUACGUGUCGUGAAGGACAAUUGGAUUCGGAACUGUCCUGUCACAAUAGGGGAUGUGCGGCGGUCCCACUCCAUAUAUGGACCACCACUACCACCAGCGAAGGGCCGGACUUGUUACCAGUCGUCAGCGAGAGUCAAGGAGACCAAUAUCGUCCAGAUCCCAAAGAGCAUAACCAAAGGCUCCAUUGUCGAGGAGCUCAAGGAUAUCUUCAAACUCUACAAUGCCUGGGGUUUCCGAAUCACCAAAAUCCACGCAGACAACGAAUUUGGAAAGGUGGAGAAAGACGUCUUGCCGGCCCGACUGGUCUGCUGUGAAGUGGACGACCACGUCCCUGAGAUUGAAAGGUCUCUUCAGACCAUGAAAAAUGACAGUCGGUCAACAUGCCAUGCGAUGCCCUCUUUGUGCUACCCGAGAAUGAUGGUACAAGCCAUCAUCAAGACUGGAGUUGCUUUUCUCAACGCUUUUGGAUCCGCCGAACGAAGUACAAAUGGGCUCUUGGCUCGGAACAUUAUUGAAAAUCUUUCACACGUUGACCACAAUCAUCUUAAAUACGAGUGCGGCGAGUAUGUUCAAUUGCACGUGACUGAAAAAGUAACGAAUACAAUGAAAAGUUGGACCAUUGGAGCGAUCGUUUUGGAUCCAAGAAAUCUGACUGGACGAUACAACUUCAUGUCUCUGGAAACCGGAAGAGAAAUCAAUGGGCGAGUGACAACGGCGAUGCCUAUCACUGACGACGUGAUCAAGAGAGGGGAAGAACUCGGACUUGAACAACAGCAACCAUAUCGAGAAUCGAAAAUGCUGAAGUAUGAAUGGAGACCAUAUUCCGAAAAAACAAAAAUACAAAAACAACACGCAUAUCCGGGUCCUCAAAACAUCACUUUCGGUACUUCGCCUACACGAUUUUUCUGUAGCAAAACGAAACUCGCUCCUCCUUUUUGCAUCAAAACUGACAAUGGGAAAGUCGAAGAACAACAAGAAAGUGGCAAUCGCUGCUAA